GGAAAAGGACAAAAGGAGCCUCUCAUCGAUGGCAUUGCUGCAGAAAGACAUAGAAAUCUCUGGACGAGAGGAUGAAAUCAAGGUCACUCAAGAAGAGACCCGCAUGCCAUAUGUGUCUAACGAACAUGAGGAUGACGAUCUAAUGAGGUUAUUCCAAGUAAUGGAGGAAGGUUCUGUUCAUGAAGUUAAUAGCGAGGUUACUAAAGCUCUUGUUGACCUGGAGGCCUCGUUGAAAGCGGAUCUAAAUGAUAUAGCCACCUCUGAAAAAGAUAGACUUUGCCUUGAGAACGCUCUCACUAGCUUGUCCUCUCUUUGUUCCAAUGAUGAUCUUAAAGCUACAAUACACUCUUUGCAACAAGAAAUCCAAACUAUUCUAUCUUCCUUUAAGCAAGCCUCUGCUACCAUUGACACAGCGACCAAGCUUGAACAAAAAGAGAAUGUAAUGAUUGGACAGCGUUCGCAACGAAAAGAAGCAGCUAUGACUCUUUUAUCUGAAAUUCACAGGACUCAGAAUUCUAUGGUCGAGGCUCAAACAAGGGAAGUAGAGUUGAAAGAGCAAAUCUCUAAGUUGCAGGCUGAAUUGUAUAGCAAAGAAAAAGAAAUCAAAGAGUGCCAGACCAAACUGUUGUCUCUUCAAGAGCAAAAGAAGAAGAGUGUUUCUGACACUGUUGGAUUCCUAAAGGAAUUAGAAGCAGUAAAGAAAGAGAGGUCUCACAUGGUGAAAGACCAGAUAAAAGCAAAGCAACAACUGGAGAAUGUGAAUUGUAAGUGGUCUUCUUGUGUAGACAACUUGAAGAAAACCUCAAUGCUGUUGGGAUCUCAUCUUAAACAUAAGCUUUGAGUGACGGAGAUUCUCAUUUAAUUGUUUAUUAAAGAAACAUGUAAAAAUAGU
This is a messenger RNA of Neltuma alba, 892 nucleotides long. Its product is annotated as centrosomal protein of 135 kDa-like. The transcript is spliced from 2 exons. Lineage: Eukaryota; Viridiplantae; Streptophyta; Magnoliopsida; Fabales; Fabaceae. The record is from RefSeq and is a predicted model, not a curated record. Bases 29 to 841 code for a protein of 270 amino acids.